AUGGCUGUCGCUGCCCUUUUGUUCCUCGCUUUGAUUACUACUGCCUUGCGAAGCUCUGAAGAGCAGACGGGGGCUCGGAAGACAGGGCGAACGUCGUUGAAGGACAACAAGCUGAUGCAACGGGCGGGCGCAUCUGAUGCCGUUCAGGAGCUCCAUCCGGAAACCACUUUCAUUGAUGAUUUCCAGGUUGCCCGCGCCUCAUCCAAGGCCUUCACCUGGAAGCGGAUGGGCGCCUUCACCUUCGCAAUCUUCCUGGGAUUGGCGGUGGCACUCUUUGCGGACACCCAUCUCUUCGCCAUCAAGAGGAACGUCUCAGGCCUUGCAUCAGCGGAGGCUUGCCGAACCGUGUGCCGGGCAAGCCCACAAGGGCUGUGUGAUGACGCCCACCUCAGCUUUCAGAAGAAGUUUUGCACCACCACGGGGGAGAGAUGCUCCAACUCCGCAAAUGGGUCACAACCAAUGAGCCGAGCCAGUUGCUCUUUCAGUGAAAUUCCAGAGGCAUGGAAGGUGGACUUUGUGCUGAUUUCGGCUGUGAUGGGCAUAUAUCUUAUCGUGGAGGGCGUCUCCGCCGAGCUCAUUCUAUUUGGACUCAGCUGCAUCUAUGGCUUUCUCGGAAUCAUCACAGGGGAGGAGGCAUGGGCUGGCAUUGCAAGCGGCAGCGUCAUUGGGCUAGCCCUCCUUUUUCCCAUCGCCUCCGCGAUUGAGGAGACAGGUGUCCUGGACACAGCUAUCGGCAUGAUGCUGGGAAGCCCACAGUCCUUUUACGUGGCAUUCUUCCGCAUGUUGGUCCCUGUUGCCUUCUUGUCUGCCUUCUUGAGCAACACAGCCAUCGUCACGAUGAUGAUUCCCUUGAUCGUAUCGUGGUCUCGGACCCUGGGGGUCCAUCCUGGCAAGCUGCUGAUGCCGCUGUCCUUUGCGGCCCAGCUCGGUGGAUCCUGCACCCUUAUCGGAUCUUCGCACUGUCUUGUGGCCCGUGACAGCGUGGACAAGUCUCUGUACACACUGACUUUUUUUGACUUGUCCUACGCCGGCACCAUCCUGUCUCUCGCCACUUUUGGAGUCAUGGCUUUAUGCCUGCCCUUCCUGUCAUCUUCGGCAUCCCCUGUGCCCAGCGUAUCCGCCGAUGAUGCUGAUGCUGUGCAAGUGGAGAAGGAGAACCUGUACACCAUCAGCUUUUUCAUACGCCCGGGCGGGGGUUAUGUGGGCAUGGAUCCAGAGUUGGCCAGUCUGCAACUGAAGCGGCUGCCUGGUGUGAAGGAUAUUCAAGCCUCCGGGGAAUUCAGUGGUCAACUUGAGGAAAAUGCCUGCCUCAGCUGCAUCGUCGAAGACGAGGGAGUCGUCUCCCUCCGGCAGAUGCGGGGCCUUCGAAUGACAAAUGAGGCCCAGCUUCGAGCUCUUGGCAUGGAGCGGGAGAAGCGCCAUCUCUACGAAGCCAUCCUCUCUAGCAAUAGCCGCAUUGCAGGUGCCCCUUUCGAGUUUGAUGCCAUGAGGCAUGCAAUGGGUUGUUGCCCCAUUGCCAUCAAGGGCAAGGAGGGCAUGCCACAAGCUGGCGACAUUCUGCUUCUGGAAGCAGACGAGAGAUAUGUUGGGGGCACACUUUGGGAAGAGGAAUUUUCUAUCACCAAGAUGGUGCCAAACUCCAGUCCCCGGCGAAUUGGCGGGGUCCAUGAUCGAGUUCGCUGCAUCUUGGUGUGUUCGGGCAUGGCAGUUCUCAUCGUUUCGGUGACAUUUGAGCUGGUGAGCCUUUCCAUCGGAGCAGGGAUGUUCGUCCUCUUCCUGGUUCUGAGCAAUGCCUACACCAUGGACAGUGUGUACAAGACCAUCAAAGUCCCGGUGCUACUGACUAUUGCUGGUGCUGGCGGGCUGUCACUCGCUCUGCAGGCGACAGGCAUCGCAAAGUUCGCAGCAACCAAGAUGACACAGAUUGCGAUACCAUUGGGAACGUUGGGAGUUCGGACGGCCGUUUACUUGCUGGCAACCUUCCUCUCGCUGUUUAUGAACAACAGUGCAACUGUUGCCAUUAUUGGCCCCAUGCUGGCAACGAUUGCUGACAGCACUUGCGCAGUGGGCGACACACAGUGCCAGGAGAACAGCGUCAAGGCCCUCACGCACGUCAUGGUCUUCGCAGCAGGCACUUGUUUGAUGUCUCCCCUGGGCUACCAGACCAAUCUCAUGGUCAUGCAGGACGGCGGGUAUACGUUCGGCGAUUUUACCAAAUAUGGCAGCCUCAUCCAGGCCUUUCACAUGGUAGCCUGCGUCGGAGUGGUCUUUCUCUUCGUGGACAUUCUCAAUCUCUAG
Molecule: messenger RNA, 2298 nt
Organism: Symbiodinium natans
Lineage: Eukaryota; Dinophyceae; Suessiales; Symbiodiniaceae
Source: the annotation of a GenBank genome assembly